This is a messenger RNA of Blastomyces dermatitidis ER-3, 1104 nucleotides long. RefSeq lists its product as uncharacterized. The record is from RefSeq and is a predicted model, not a curated record. The coding region runs from base 1 to 1104 and encodes 367 amino acids. The transcript has a single exon. NCBI's taxonomy places the organism in Eukaryota, Fungi, Ascomycota, Eurotiomycetes, Onygenales, Ajellomycetaceae.
AUGCUGACAUUCUGUAGCGUGUAUGGCAAUUUCCCCCACCUGGAUAAACUUGUGUCGCAUGCCACAUCUCUCCCGGAAUUGGAACAUCUAUGGCUUCCCUCCCAAUCGCCGUGUCGUUUCGGCCCGAACCUCCACAACCUUGCUGUUGACAAUACUCUCUAUUUGCACAGCCAGUAUGUUCCUGGGUUAAGACAAUUGGUGCUUGGUGGCUUUUCUAAUUCCGAGCUUUCUCCUAAUCCCGACUCCUCUCUUAAGAUCGGAUUUGAGCAUAUUCCAGAAUUGAAAAUACUGAAGUUGUCUGGGGGCGGAUGGGAUGUACCACUCUUGUUUCAGGGUGAACCUUCAGCUUCACUGUACCAGCUUCUAAUGAUGAAUGCUUGGAUCACACCUAGCCUGCCCAACUCUAUUGCGCUGUCGCUGAGGGACCUGCGUCUUUGCCUUGUGAUUUUUGAGCCAUUUUCUCACAACCUACCGGCAGACUUGCCAUGCCUUGAAAUAUUAGGCCUCUUUGACUGCACGAACGCUGAUCUAUUUUUCCAUGGUCUCAAAUCCCCGAAUUUAGUGCAACUGGAAGUAUGCCAAUGCGACUUCGAGCUGGACAGUUGGCUCUCAGAACUUUUAUCGUCUUGUACACAUAUGAAAAGCCUUCAUUUGCAUAGCAAAUUCCCACUUAGCCCGACCCUCUGGCGCUCAAUAUGCGGCUGUGCUACUUUGCAGCGCCUUGAACUCAUCAGCCCAACAGCUUAUGAUUGGGGGACCUUCAGAAACGAAAAAUCAAGCUUGAUAUAUCUUGGAGUGAACGGGGAUCUAUCCGGAUUACAGCAUCAACCAUCAUUACGAGAACUGCUUCUUUAUGAUCAGCAAAACUAUCAACAAAUUCUUACUUUGACUAAUUCAUGGCGUAACUCUUCUCACCAACACGGAGGUAGUGCCAAUCUAAGACUUAAGCAAGUUAUUACCGAAGAUCUGACAUUCACGCUACUGCCAGAUGGGGGGUUAAGAGAAGAUGAGACCGAGGGCCCUAUCUGUAGCAUGGACCAUUGUUGCCCCAAGAUGGACCUUUUUGAAUAUGAAUGGUGGGCUGUCGAUUUACACGAAGGUUGA